Molecule: messenger RNA, 4245 nt
Organism: Delphinapterus leucas (beluga whale)
Lineage: Eukaryota; Metazoa; Chordata; Mammalia; Artiodactyla; Monodontidae
Source: RefSeq, a predicted model, not a curated record
GCCCCGGCGGAGCGAGCGUGGAGCCGGCGAGCCGGGAGCACAGGCGGCCGCGCCGCGUCCUGGCCGGGCCCGGGCCCGCGCGCUCCGCAUCGCCUGCAGCCCGGGCAUCCGGACCUCCCCGGCGCCCGGGGGGCGCCGGCAGGCGGGGGGAGGGGAGGGGGCCUGCGCGCGACGGCGGGUGCGCUCCCGGGGACGUCGCUGCUAGGCCUGGAGCGGGCCGGGGGCGACGGAGGCAGGAGGACCCCCCCCCCGUCCGCCCGGACGCCCGGCUCGGCCGCCGGCGACGCGCGGCGCUCCUGGGUAUUUGCAACUCGCCGGAUCAAGUCUUCGCCAGCGGGGCCGCUGCUGCCGGGAAGCUGCUGCUGGCGGCCACAGGCAGGCACUGGGGCCCCGGACGUUAGGAGCUGCCCCUGCCCACUCAGUCACCUGAAGCCGUCUCCUCCUCCUGUCCUCGCUUGAAGGCCCUGCCCCCGGCCCCGGCCCGCUCCGCUCGCUGCCGGACCCUGGCAUGUCAAGGCCUGGCUCGCGCCUGCCUGCCCAGCCGGCGGAACCCUGGCGGCCCCGCGAGCUAGGAUGAGGGGCCAGGCCGCCGCCCCAGGCGCCCUCUGGAUCCUCGGGCCACUGCUGCUGCUGCUGGGGCACCAGGCGGGCACGGCCGCGGGGACAGACGCAGGGCCCGGGGCCGAGUCGUGCGCCACGCUGGUGCAGGGCAAGUUCUUCGGGUACUUCUCGGCAGCCGCCGUGUUCCCGGCCAACGCCUCGCGCUGCUCCUGGACCCUGCGCAACCCAGACCCGCGCCGCUACACGCUCUACGUGAAAGUGGCCAAGGCGCCCUCCUGCAGCGGCCCCACCCGCGUCCGCACCUACCAGUUCGACUCCUUCCUGGAGUCCACACGCACCUACCUGGGCGUGGAGAGCUUCGACGAGGUGCUGAGGCUCUGCGACCCCUCGGCACCCCUGGCCUUCCUGCAGGCCAGCAAGCAGUUUCUACAGAUGCAGCGGCAGCGGCCGCCCCAGGACGACGGCCCCGCGCCCCAGGACGGGCCCCCCGGUCCCAGCGACGACUUCUCUGUGGAGUACCUGGUCGUGGGCAACCGCAACCCCAGCCGGGCCGCCUGCCAGAUGCUGUGCCGCUGGCUGGAUGCCUGUCUGGCUGGCAGCCGCAGCUCACACCCCUGUGGCAUCAUGCAGACCCCCUGUGCCUGCCUGGGCGGGGACACCGGCGACCCUGCCUCCGGCUCCCUGGUGCCUCGCGGGGAUGUCUGCCUGAGGGACGGCAUGGCUGGUGGCCCCGAGAACUGCCUCACCAGCCUGACCCAGGACCGGGGCGGGGAUGGCGCUCCAGGCGGCUGGAAGCUGUGGUCCCUGUGGGGCGAGUGCACGCGGGACUGCGGGGGAGGCCUGCAGACGCGGACGCGCACCUGCCUGCCCGCACCGGGCAUUGAAGGCGGCGGCUGCGAGGGGGUGCUGGAGGAGGGCCGCCUGUGCAACCGCAAGGCCUGCGGCCCCGCCGGGCGCACCAACUCCCGGAGCCAGUCCCUGCGGUCCACGGAUGCCCGGCGGCGCGAGGAGCUGGGCGACGAGCUGCAGCAGUUUGGGUUUCCUGCCCCGCAGACAGGUGACCCCGCGGCCGAGGAGUGGUCCCCGUGGAGCGUGUGCUCCAGCACCUGCGGUGAGGGCUGGCAGACUCGCACGCGCUUCUGUGUGUCGUCCUCCUACAGCACGCAGUGCAGCGGGCCUCUGCGGGAGCAGCGGCUGUGCAACAACUCCGCUGUGUGUCCAGUGCAUGGCGCCUGGGACGAGUGGUCGCCUUGGAGCCUGUGCUCCAGCACUUGCGGCCGCGGCUUCCGGGACCGCACGCGCACCUGCAGGCCACCCCAGUUUGGAGGCAACCCCUGUGAGGGCCCGGAGAAGCAAACCAAGUUCUGCAACAUCGCUCUGUGCCCUGGCCGGGCAGUGGAUGGAAACUGGAAUGAGUGGUCAAGCUGGAGCUCGUGCUCCGCCAGCUGCUCUCAGGGCCGGCAGCAGCGCACGCGCGAGUGCAACGGGCCUUCGUACGGGGGCGCCGAGUGCCAGGGCCACUGGGUGGAAACGCGAGACUGCUUCCUGCAGCAGUGUCCAGUGGAUGGGAAGUGGCAGGCCUGGACGUCGUGGGGCGGCUGCAGCGUCACAUGUGGAGGUGGCACACAGCGGCGGGAGCGCGCCUGCUUGGGGCCCUUCUUCGGGGGAGCAGCCUGCCGGGGCCCACAAGAUGAAUACCGGCAGUGCAGUGCCCAGCGGUGUCCCGAGCCCCAUGAGAUCUGUGCUGAGGACAGCUUGGGUGCUGUGAUCUGGAAGGAGACCCCGGCGGGAGAGGUGGCUGCAGUGCGGUGUCCUCGCAACGCCACAGGCCUCAUCCUGCGGCGCUGUGAGCUGGACGAGGAGGGCGUCGCCGACUGGGAGCCCCCCACCUACAUCCGCUGUGUUUCCAUCGACUACCGAAACAUCCAGAUGAUGACCCGGGAGCACCUGGCAAAGGCCCAGCGCGGGCUGCCCGGAGAGGGGGUCUCCGAGGUCAUCCAGACACUGGUAGAGAUCUCCCAGGACGGGACCAGCUACAGCGGGGACCUGCUCUCCACCAUCGAUGUCCUGAGGAACAUGACAGAGAUCUUCCGGAGGGCGUACUACAGCCCCACCCCGGGGGAUGUACAGAACUUUGUCCAGAUCAUCAGCAACCUGCUGGCGGAGGAGAACCGGGACAAGUGGGAGGAGGCCCAGCUGAUGGGCCCCAACGCCAAGGAGCUGUUCCGGCUGGUGGAGGACUUCGUGGACGUCAUCGGCUUCCGCAUGAAGGACUUGCGGGACGCGUACCAGGUGACAGACAACCUGGUCCUCAGCAUCCAUAAGCUCCCGGCCAGUGGAGCCACGGACAUCAGCUUCCCUAUGAAGGGCUGGCGGGCCACGGGCGACUGGGCCAAGGUGCCAGAGGACAGGGUCACUGUAUCCAAGAGCGUCUUCUCCACGGGGCUGGCAGAGGCUGAUGACUCGUCCGUGUUCGUGGUGGGCACCGUGCUCUACAGAAACCUGGGCAGCUUCCUGGCGCUGCAGAGGAACACGACCGUCCUGAACUCCAAGGUCAUCUCGGUGACCGUGAAGCCCCCUCCCCGCUCCCUGCUCACACCCCUGGAGAUCGAGUUCGCCCACAUGUACAACGGCACCACCAACCAGACCUGUAUCCUGUGGGAUGAGACGGAUGUGUAAGUUCAUCUGGGCUUUGUGACCUCGGGCCCGACUUGGUGGGCGGAUGGGGGAGGAGGCUGACCCAGUAGGGGAGGGACACGGGCUCAGGUUCAGGGCUUCCGACCGUCCCCCCGACCCGUCUGUCAAGCACGGUCUCUCCCCGCCUAGUUCAGGCUCUGAGGCAGCAGGGGGCCCACCCAGCCGGCCCCACUCUCCUCCCAGGGAAGUCCACGGUCAGGGGUCCCAAGCGGUGUGGGAGUCCCCCGGACCAGGAGCGCCGCCACUGACUGGGGCAGCUGGGUGACACCCAGAGGGGUCAGAGAGGAAGUAGAGGCGGGGGCUUCUGGGGUCCCGGGCCAGCGCUGCAGUGCGGCAAGUACAGGUGGGCGCGGGGCAUUGGUCUGGACUGGCUGGGCUGUGAUUCGGGGUCACGGGGCCGUGUGGGCACCCAGAGCAGGGUGUCCUCCCAGACGCGAGGAGGCGAAGGGAAAGGUGGGUGGGGUCUCGUGUAGUCACAGGGAAGAGUUUGUGCAAAGGCCCUAAAGUGGGGGCGGCCCUCAGAGGUGAGGAGGGUCAGAAUCUGGGGAGACCGGGCAGGAGAGAGCUUAACGUCUGGCUCCUGAUGGGCCAGGUGGCCCUGGGGAGGCCUGGGCCUUCCCCCCAAGGGGUAGUCAGAGAGCUGCGUGUCAUUGUUACCACCCGCUUCCCUCAGCCCUGGCCAGCACCCGGGCCAGGGGGUACAUGCGGCGAGUCCCUCGUACGAUGGGCAGUGCAGUGACGGAGGUGCGUCCCGGAAGGUCAGGGGGGGCUCCCGGAGUGGCUGACACUCAAGGAGGACACUUUUCCCUGCAGAGAACGUGAGGGAGGGGUCUCGGGCAGAAGCACAGUUUGAGCAGAAGUGUGGAGGUCGGAAGGUACAGGGGGAACAUGGGGCGUGGCCAGGAAGAACAGGCAGCUAGAGAGGUGCAGGGCUGCAGGGAGGCUGCAAGGGCCAUGGGGCCAGUUUGUAGGGGCAGUGUGUCAGGA